AUGCCACCGAAAGCCAGUGGUAAAGCAGUGAAGAAGGCGGGCAAGGCUCAAAAGAAUAUCAGCAAGACCGACAAGAAGAAGAGGAGGAAGAGGAAGGAAAGCUAUGCUAUCUACAUCUACAAAAUGUUGAAGCAAGUGUAUCCCGAUACUGGUAUUUCGAGCAAAGCCAUGAGUAUCAUGAACAGCUUCGUUAACGAUGUUUUCGAGAGAAUUGCUGCCGAAGCGUCGAGGUUGGCGCAUUACAACAAAAGAUCGACGAUCACGUCCCGUGAGAUACAAACCGCAGUCAGGCUCCUUUUGCCUGGAGAAUUGGCCAAGCACGUAGUCAGUGAGGGAACUAAAGCAGUGACCAAAUAUACUAGUUCCAAGUGAACAUUUCAUACAUACAGAUUGCGUAUAUACAUAA
This is a messenger RNA of Pogonomyrmex barbatus (red harvester ant), 406 nucleotides long. RefSeq names its product histone H2B-like. The record is from RefSeq and is a predicted model, not a curated record. Gene Ontology annotation, cellular component: nucleosome. Lineage: Eukaryota; Metazoa; Arthropoda; Insecta; Hymenoptera; Formicidae. Gene Ontology annotation, molecular function: protein heterodimerization activity; DNA binding; structural constituent of chromatin.